Messenger RNA from Cryptomeria japonica (Japanese cedar), 1822 nucleotides. Its product is annotated as SAC3 family protein C. Bases 241 to 1668 code for a protein of 475 amino acids. The transcript is spliced from 8 exons. Lineage: Eukaryota; Viridiplantae; Streptophyta; Pinopsida; Cupressales; Cupressaceae. The record is from RefSeq and is a predicted model, not a curated record. Gene Ontology annotation, biological process: mRNA export from nucleus. Gene Ontology annotation, cellular component: transcription export complex 2; cytoplasm; nucleus.
CCCCGUCCAUGGGACCGUGUCCUAAGGAACUCCCUAACGGCGAGUAUCCUUCUCCGGUGAACUUCUGCUUGCAAGGUCUCAUUAUCACAAUAAAAGAACUGUAGAAUGCUAUCCAGAAUGUCGUCCAAAACAAAGGAGUGCUUAGGCGUUAAAUGGAAAUGGGCUCAAUCAUUAUUUUCUUGGCCAGGCAAUUAGUUAUUAUGAAGUCAUAGUGCCUCUGGUUGAUGUUCUUGAGCUGAGAUGGAACGGAACAGGGCAAGAUACGAAGGCAAUUACAGCAGGGGAAGAACACAUGGUGGUCGAUUCAGAAAUGGAAGAGCCAAUCUGAAUCAACCCAUCUACAACCAACGACAGGAUGAUGGUACGACAGACAAAUUUCCUUCCCAUACUCAGCAACCUCCAAAUUCUAGUUUCCCAAGACAACAUAAUAAUCGGAGGCCCUCAUCGUCCUAUCUCAAUUCAGGUGAAUCUCAGGGGCCUUCAAACAACUUCAUAAAUAAUUCAAACAAAUAUAGAGGGCAAGGGCACGAAAACUCCCAUCCCCCUUCACUGGAUACAAGUACGGUAUUAACUAAUGCAGAUUUAGAAGAGGAAGAUAGUCAACGGCGGCCAUUCUUAACUGGCACUUGUCCUGAUAUGUGUCCCGCCAAGGAGCGUACUCAAAGAGAGCAGCUCAGAGAUUUGGCAGUUUUUGAAAGGCUGAAUGGGAACCCACACAAGACAUCUGCUAAACUCGCUGUGAAAAAGUUUUGCAGGACUAUCUCAAUUUCAGAAAUUCAAACAUCUGAUAUACGCCCUCUUCCAGUGCUAUUGACUGCAAUGGAAUAUUUGUUGGAACUUGUUGACACCUCAGAACAUGCAUUUGCGGUUGUGCAUGACUUCGUGUUUGAUCGUACACGUGCAAUCCGCCAGGAGCUAAUGAUGCAAAAUAUCACUAGCCACGAAGCAAUCAUUAUGCAUGAACAAAUGGUUAGAUUUCACAUUCUGUCACAGCACAAGCUUUAUCAAUUAAGCAGCAACGAGGAUACAUCUAUGCUUCACUUGAACUUUGAACAGCUAUCCAAAUGUCUCAGAUCUCUUCUUGAUCUUUACAAUGCCAAUAUGAAGAGCUCUUCUGAAGCUGGAUGUCAAGCAGAAUUCAAUUCUUACUAUGUUCUUGCUAAUAUGAGAUCGCACAGUUUACCACAGCAGGGGGAGUCACUUUCUUUGUGGUUUCAGACUGUAAGACCAACAUUACUGAAGUCGAAAGAGAUGAAAUUUGCAAGGAAUGUAUUAAGGUGUUAUCAUAUGGGAAAUUUCAAGGGUUUCUUUACUCUUGCCAGGGAAGCAACAUAUCUUGAAGCAUGCCUUAUGGAAUGCUACUUUAAUGAGGUCCGUGCACAAGCAGUUGCAUGCAUCAAUCAUAGCAGCUACAAAUUGAGCCCAUUCCCGUUGUGUGACCUUGCAGGAUUACUUAUGAUGACUGAAUCUGACACGGAGGACUUCUGCAAUUUGUGUGGGCUUGCAACAAGCACUGAUGACAGAGGAUUUAAGUCUCUCAUUGUAAAACAAUUCAAUUUUAGUUUUCCUGAAAAAGGAUCUCCAUACUACAAUUGUCCUAUUAUAGAAGGAAAAUUAGAUUCUUCCUAUUGCUUAGAAAUUAGGAAGAAGAAAUUGAGCUUGCAGUAAUAUGUAUACAUUAGUAACGGCAGCAGCAUUUCAUUUAUGUUAUUACCAAUAAUUGUAACAUGGAGAUCAAGUUUAAACGAUAUGAACACAAUUGCUAAUUUCUACUUGAAUUAAAAUGUCAGGAGAAGGUACUUGGCAUCGCUUUUGGCUAUCA